This is a messenger RNA of Aspergillus mulundensis, 327 nucleotides long. Its product is annotated as MGR2/ROMO1 family protein. Gene Ontology annotation, cellular component: TIM23 mitochondrial import inner membrane translocase complex. Gene Ontology annotation, biological process: protein insertion into mitochondrial inner membrane; protein import into mitochondrial matrix. The transcript is spliced from 5 exons. Lineage: Eukaryota; Fungi; Ascomycota; Eurotiomycetes; Eurotiales; Aspergillaceae. The coding region runs from base 1 to 327 and encodes 108 amino acids. The record is from RefSeq and is a predicted model, not a curated record.
AUGCCCGUUGUUGCCGGUCCCCCUCAGGCCCAUGGGCCCUCUACCUUCGACAAAAUGAAGAUGGGUGCGAUGAUGGGAUCAACCGUUGGCGGUAUCAUGGGCUUCAUCAUCGGAACCGUCACCAUCUUCCAAUAUGGUGCUGGACCUAACGGCGUUAUGCGGACACUCGGAAAGUACAUGGUUGGCUCUGGUGCGACAUUCGGUCUCUUCAUGUCCAUCGGUAGCGUUAUUCGAUCCGAAGGCCCUCACAGCGACGCCUGGCUCCGGGCUCGAGGACCCCCGAUCAUUCUUCCCCGCCAGGCCCCUCUGCGCCGAUCGCAAGAGUAA